AAACUCCCUGAGAACAGGAGGUAGUAAGUGGGAGAAAGUGAACACACAGCGCAGGAGGAACAGUUGCAGUCAUACAAAACGGCUGCUGAUCUGCUGAAAGAGUCAAAUUACCUCCACACACCAAAUGCUGGUCUCUCAGUCUGAACCAGAGCAGACUAAUUAGAUGAAGAGCCUGAGACCAGCAGGCUAACAAACUUAAGAAAGACCAAUGAGAGGAAUGAAAAGAGGGGGAGGGUGAAAACAAGAAGUAGAGGUCUGUGAAACAUCGUGGGGACAGUUUUAUGUACAGCUGAGUUUGGCUCUCCAGAAGAACAGUUUACAAGUGGAAAGUGUGACGCUUUUAAGCAGAGGUGUAGCUGUGUGAGCUUUCCUUCCUGAAAACAAAAUCUGAGGAUUUUUAUAUAUAUUUACAUCUCCUGCAUCUGAGAGUCAGCAUGGAGGUGCAAGAGGAGGUGAUGGAUAUCCUCCAGAAGGUCUGGACCAAACUGCAGGGUCUCCCACAAGCCAGUCCUCUGGAGCAGGGAGCCUUCGCUGUGCUCACCCUGUUUUUUGCCACGUUUUUCUUCUUGAUCGUGCUGUCCUGCGUCCACUGCUGCUGCUGUGGGAAGCCAAAAUACCAGGCCUCCAGAGUACAGCCUGUCUGAGGAUGAGAUACACAACAGACUCCACUAGUAAACAAAACCUCCAUCCUUUCUUCCAUCCUUCAUGAAAUCACACGACACCCCCACACAGUUACAAAACAGGAAAUGUGCCUUUUCAGAGUCCUGAUUUCUUGGAGGAAAUCAUCAAACGGGCUCAUGGGGACAUGUUUCCAUGGCAUUUUCAGCACUGGGAUAAAAACUGGAUCCAAAUCCAGAAAGCCAUGCCACUGGAAUCCAUAUAAAACAGCAGAGUGGUACGACUCAUCAAGAUUCAUUACAGACUAGGACAAUGAAACACUGUGUGGCAGCCUUUUCCAACAACAAAACCCUUACAGUGGAGCAAUUGAUGAAAAGAUCAGUAAGGACGCUGAUUUGUGUUUGAAUGUCACAGUGACUCAAUUAUCACAAAUAAAUGCUUUGGUAUCCUGUUGAUAUUCAUCAGGAAUGUGAAAAACAACUUGGCAAAUGUACAGAAUUUCCAACUUAUGUAUGUAUAGAAAACUGCCAGUGUAGCGCCCUCUGCUGGCCCAGCGAGGACUUUCUCUUUUGUGCAAAUUGUGCCAAUGGAAAAUAUAAGCUUUUCAUUGUUUACUUUACAUAUGUAUUCUUGUUAUAUUGUAAUAUAGUGAGGGUUGUUUUUGUCUUUUUUACUGAGGCAUUGCAAUAUUGCAUUUGUGGAUGUAACCGAAAUGUAAUAAAUGUUCAAAGAAUAUUAAAAAAACAAAUGUACUACUGA
Molecule: messenger RNA, 1377 nt
Organism: Centropristis striata (black sea bass)
Lineage: Eukaryota; Metazoa; Chordata; Actinopteri; Perciformes; Serranidae
Gene: smim5
Product: small integral membrane protein 5
Exons: 3
Coding region: 435-644 (69 amino acids)
Source: RefSeq, a predicted model, not a curated record